AUGACUGAAAAGACAAUAAUACACCCGAGUGCGGUUGUGGAUCCAAAGGCGACCCUUGGAAAAGGUGUUUCCAUAGGGCCGUUUUGUUGUGUAGGGCCUGAUGUAAUCUUAGGAGACCGUGUUAAACUGGUCUCUCAUGUGAGCCUGGAUGGAAUUACUUCCAUUGGUGAUGAUAGCAUUGUUUAUCCUUUUGCUUCCCUUGGUCAUCCUCCUCAGGAUUUAAAAUAUUCAGGGGAAAAAUCCCAAACAAUUAUUGGAAAACGGUGCCGUAUUCGAGAAUAUGUGACGAUCCAACCCGGAACAAAAGAUGACCGAAUGAAGACUGUUGUAGGCGAUGACUGCUUGCUUAUGGUUGGGGCACAUAUUGCCCAUGAUUGUAUUAUUGGGAACUAUGUUGUGAUGGCGAAUAAUGCAACUCUUGCGGGUCAUGUAGAAAUUGGUGACUAUGCGAUUAUUGGGGGAUUGGCUGCAGUACACCAAUUUGUUCGUAUUGGUCCUUACGCUAUGAUUGGGGGAACAGCUGCCAUUGCAAACGAUGUUAUCCCUUAUGGUUUUGUGAAAGGGGAUCAUUCUGCUUUGGAUGGCCUAAAUCUUGUGGGGAUGAAACGACGUGGCUUAGGGCGUGAUGAAAUUGUGCGUCUACGCCAAGCUUAUAGAAACAUCUUUGAGGAUCGGGUUCAGCCUUUGGCAGAUCGUGUUGAUGCGGCACGUAAGGAAUUUGCUAACGACAGUCGUGUGGUAGAAUUAACAGAUUUUAUCGCCAAUGCGGGGCGUCCUUUAUGUUUACCAAAAGUGGAAUCUGAGCAAAUUGAUAAUGCGGCAGCAUAA
Molecule: messenger RNA, 828 nt
Organism: Stylophora pistillata
Lineage: Eukaryota; Metazoa; Cnidaria; Anthozoa; Scleractinia; Pocilloporidae
Product: acyl-[acyl-carrier-protein]--UDP-N-acetylglucosamine O-acyltransferase-like
Source: RefSeq, a predicted model, not a curated record